CACAUAACAAGUCUCUCUCAUAACCUAAAUUUUCAGCAUUCGCAGUCAAGUAACUAGCUUUACCUUGCUUCCUUCUUCUCCUUCUCCUUCUUCUAAUUUUCCAUGCUGGGGUUUGUGAUUUUUUACCAUUCUAUUUGUUAAGGAAGAAUGGAAUUAAGCAGAACAGUUCGAUUUGGGCAGCUUUGGUUCUAAACUACUUCACUACUGAAUCGUAAUUUAAAGAAUUUUGCUUUUUCCCUUCUAGUAUGGCGUCUUGUGUAUCUCCGCCUUUCACGCCAUCUCGUACUCAAAUUUCAGUAGGACGAAGGAUUUCAACAGAAAACCGAUUUGGUAGAAUAGUUACGGCCCAAAGGUUUGACAAGAAGAAAGGUUCAUGGGGCGCAUGUGGAAGAAAUGUCGUCAGUAUCUCGCAAAUUAGGUGUUCGGUUAACUCUCACAAUAUCAGUCCAAAUCACAAAGACUCUUUCCUGGAUUUACACCCCGAGGUUUCAAUGCUCAGAAGUGAUGCAAAUGACACAUAUUCUAGUCUGAGAAAGGAGACGUCUGGAAGAAAUGUCACCGAGAGCUCAGGGGAUACCUCUUUUAUGAGCAACUACAAUGAAGCCAAGAUCAAGGUUGUUGGUGUUGGAGGUGGUGGGUCUAAUGCUGUUAAUAGAAUGAUCGAGAGUUCUCUGACGGGGGUGGAGUUUUGGAUAGUGAACACAGAUAUUCAGGCAAUGAAGAUGUCACCAGUGCUCCCAGAGAAUCGAUUGCAAGUUGGCAAAGAGCUGACUAGAGGUCUGGGUGCUGGUGGAAACCCGGAUAUAGGCAUGAAUGCUGCAAAUGAAAGCAAAGCGGCGAUAGAGGAGGCACUUUAUGGUGCAGACAUGGUCUUCAUAACAGCUGGAAUGGGUGGAGGAACUGGCACUGGUGGGGCUCCAGUUAUUGCUGGCGUUGCAAAGUCUAUGGGAAUACUGACUGUUGGUAUUGUUACAUCACCGUUUUCUUUUGAGGGCCGAAGACGCGCUGUUCAAGCUCAGGAAGGAAUCGCGGCUCUGAGAAACAAUGUCGACACAUUAAUUGUUAUUCCUAAUGACAAGUUGCUGACUGCAGUUUCUCAAUCAACCCCAGUGACAGAGGCAUUUAACUUGGCUGAUGACAUACUUCGGCAAGGUGUUCGUGGUAUCUCUGACAUCAUCAUGGUGCCAGGUCUGGUUAAUGUUGAUUUUGCUGAUGUUCGAGCUAUCAUGAAAGAUGCAGGUUCUUCUCUUUUGGGAAUAGGAACUGCAACUGCAGGGAAGACCAGGGCUAGAGACGCUGCAUUGAAUGCCAUCCAAUCACCUUUGUUAGAUAUUGGCAUUGAAAGAGCUACUGGGAUUGUGUGGAAUAUAACUGGUGGAACUGAUUUAACAUUGUUUGAGGUGAAUGCUGCAGCGGAGGUUAUAUAUGACCUAGUGGAUCCAACUGCAAACCUGAUAUUUGGAGCAGUGAUUGAUCCAGCACUAAGUGGUCAAGUUAGCAUAACCCUGAUCGCCACUGGAUUUAAUCGCCGGGAUGAAGGUGAAGGACAGGGGACGCAGCGUGCUCAUGGUGAUGUUUCUCUUGGAACAAAUAGACGUCCACCAUACGCCGAUGGUGGCUCUGUGGAGAUUCCUGAGUUCUUGAGGAAGAAGGGCCGUUCUCUCUUCCCACGAAUGUGACCUGUUUUGCUCGUUAUUUCAUUGUAUUGAAAUGUAUAUUCUUCUUCUCUUUGUUUUUUCUUUUCCUCUCUGAGAUCUUCUCCUGACACCCUUUAGAGUUGACUGGAAUGCUAGAGAUUCACUCAGAAAAUAAUUGUUUAAGUUUAGAUUUUUAAAAUUGCAUUUGUGGUAUGUGUAGAGCCUCCAAUUCUUUUCUUCAAAUAAAGAAUUUGGUAGUACAUCAAUAUGACAUUGAUCUAUGCCUUUUGGGUGAUAUAAUAGAAUCCUAGUGAGAUGCCACUUAUUAUUUCUUGUUUUGGCCCCUUGAAGCUUUCUUACCACCUGUGCCUGGUUACCUUUUUUCAGUGAUUUUUCAACUCAGAUUAUUUUGGGGAUCAAAAUAGGUUCUUAGUCUUCAUCUUAGCAUUAAGUAUGAUACUCUCAAAAAUAUAUCUCAUGUUCUCUAUAUAGAUAUCAUAAAAUCUUUGCCGCAGGAAAUCAAUUUCUGUGAUCCUGUUCUGUUUUUAUGCUCAUCCACAUGUUUGCUCCCUAGAAAAUCAAUUCCUGUGUGCUACCUUUCCACCUCAAUUAAUUCACAUACCAAAUCAACCGACGGUAUUGGACCAAACCUAGCGAGUGCACACCGCGCACACUUGUUGGCCACCUUCAGCCAUCCAAAAAACAGAAACAUAUUUUUUAUUUUAAAGAGUCCUGCUGUGUACUAUUCAAAUCAACCUGUCUAUACCAACUUAAGCCACACAAAUCUGACCACAACAAGAAGCAUGGAUGAUGAGACGUAGGGUUGUCUGAUACCAUACAAAAAAAAUUAACACUUGUGAUCUGUAUUAUCACUUUCCUCCCAUCUAUUCUUUCUUGCACACACAAUCAAGAUUUUAUAAGCCUCAAGCCCUGUCAAAAUCUACCCAGCACUCCCCGGUGUAGCAAGCCCCGGUAUUUUGCUUCAAAAUGGAGGGCACGCAUUUGUCAUCUAUGAAACAAGAACCCUCCUCCGAUCCAGGAAAACCCACCACUAGGAAUAUUGCAUUUUCUUGGCAUCCAAAGUCACCUUCUAGGGCAGAAACCUCGCAAAUCAUGAACAAAGCACAAACAUGGUGUUCUUAUCCUGGAGUGGAGAAUGUUGGGAAUGAAGUGAAAGAGCAGGCAGCUGAGGCAUUGAUUUUAAUGCACAGAGAAAGUGUUACUCUUACUGCUACUACUACAGGACGUGAGAGACUAAAGAGGCAUAGAGAAGAGGUGAGUGGCAAGGUGAUGAUUCCGGAUACAUGGGGUCAGGAAAAUUUGCUUACAGAUUGGAUUGAUUAUUCAUCAUUUGACAAGCUGUUAGCCCCAAAAGGAAUCACAUCAGCUCGUGAAGCACUUGUCGCUGAGGGACGUAGAGCCAGAACUUCUCAUCAACGAUUGGGAGUAGAAAGUAGCUGUUAAUUAAAUAAAUGAUGAAUCUCUUUAAUUAUCUUUCUCCUUGCUUAAUUUUCUAGAUUUGAUCUGGCAGGAGAGCCUCGUUAUAUACAUGAUGGCAUGAAAUCCUUGAGUGCUUUCUUUGAUGGGCCAUGAUUGUUUUUGUAGAUUGUAGAAGUGGAAGCAUGUGAUUCUCUAAUUAAUUAUACACCACUUUAAUUGCUCUUAA
Molecule: messenger RNA, 3303 nt
Organism: Populus nigra (black poplar)
Lineage: Eukaryota; Viridiplantae; Streptophyta; Magnoliopsida; Malpighiales; Salicaceae
Product: cell division protein FtsZ homolog 2-1, chloroplastic-like
Exons: 8
Coding region: 246-1679 (477 amino acids)
Biological process (GO): chloroplast fission
Cellular component (GO): chloroplast; cytoplasm
Molecular function (GO): GTPase activity; GTP binding
Source: RefSeq, a predicted model, not a curated record